GAUAGAUUGCCCCCGAUACUCGCAUGCAGUGUGGGCCGUGGGCGGGGAUGGACGGUUCUAGUCAUGUAGUGUUCUCCGGACGGUCACGUCGGACACCAGGCAGCCGCCACCGAGCCGCCACCGCCUCGUCUGGAACAUCGAUACAGCUGUGCGGUGUGCGGGUCGUCGUAAGACGGUGAGGGAAUGGUGGGAUCAACCCCUCGGCAUCGAGUCAAAACGGGGACGACGGCCAUGUGAAGAGGCCACGCGGCGACACGGCUGGCACAAUGUCAUGUUUGAGCGGCGUGCUGAGCCUUGCUGCUCUACUCUCGUCUCUGAGGCAUGAGGUUCGAGCGGAGAUCCCCCCAGGCCGGGCGAGCUCCUCCAAGUGGAUACCUUCCUAUGCGGGGCCGUUUAUAAUGUACAUGGACCGAAUGUACGAGUGUCCAACGCCCAACAAGGAGAACAUGGUCAAGCUCCACAUCAGACCGUCGCACUUCAGGACCCAAGCCCUCAUCCAGACUACUCUGCAGACGAUCGACGGCAACUUUACCUGGAAGACUCUCGUCGAUGACACUUGGGCGGUAAGGGGUGUGAGGCGACAAUCGUGAAUAUUUUUAUUUGAGAGAUAGAUGGGGGGAGGGGGUCAUCCAGGAAGUACGUCCGUUUUUCUCAAAUUCAUUCGAUAAAUUACGGACGCUCGGAGCCUGU
Molecule: messenger RNA, 690 nt
Organism: Frankliniella occidentalis (western flower thrips)
Lineage: Eukaryota; Metazoa; Arthropoda; Insecta; Thysanoptera; Thripidae
Exons: 3
Coding region: 267-590 (107 amino acids)
Source: RefSeq, a predicted model, not a curated record